AUGGGUGGUGACCAGAGGCUAAAUUUAAAGCUUCAACAUGGAGGAAAUGAGGAUCAAAAUGCAAUGGAAGUGAAGCAAAACAACAAGCUUUUGUCACUAGAAUGGCAAGAUCAAGGUAGUUCUUCUGAUUCUGGGAAGGGCUCUUUUGGUUAUCCCAAUGGACUUGGACUGUGGACUCGCAUGAUGAACAGUUAUGGGUCUUCUGCAACAAACCCAUUGGUUUAA
This is a messenger RNA of Ilex paraguariensis (yerba mate), 225 nucleotides long. The record is from the annotation of a GenBank genome assembly. Lineage: Eukaryota; Viridiplantae; Streptophyta; Magnoliopsida; Aquifoliales; Aquifoliaceae.